Staurois parvus is the source of this 333-nucleotide messenger RNA. Lineage: Eukaryota; Metazoa; Chordata; Amphibia; Anura; Ranidae. The record is from the annotation of a GenBank genome assembly.
GAGCACAGGGGACACAGCGGAUCACCGAUCCACGGAAAGAGACGUAGAUGUCGGCUCAGUGAUGUGAUCAGCUGUGUCCAAUCACAGCUGAUCACAUGGGACAUGUACACUGAUCAUCAGGGCACUGAUGAUCAGUGUGGCCCCAGAAGUGCCACCUGUCAGUGUCCAUCAGUGCCAGCUGUCAGUGCUGAACAGUGCCACCUGCCAGUGCCCAUCAGUGCCACAUAUCAGUGCCUACCAGUGCACAUCAAUGCCAUAUAUCAGUGCCCAUCUGAGCUGCCUUUCAUUGUCACCCAUCAGUGCCAAUCAGUGCUGCCUAACAGUGACAGUCAG